Messenger RNA from Oryza brachyantha (malo sina), 1608 nucleotides. Its product is annotated as putative disease resistance RPP13-like protein 1. The record is from RefSeq and is a predicted model, not a curated record. Gene Ontology annotation, biological process: defense response to other organism. Lineage: Eukaryota; Viridiplantae; Streptophyta; Magnoliopsida; Poales; Poaceae. The transcript is spliced from 2 exons. The coding region runs from base 1 to 1608 and encodes 535 amino acids.
AUGUACCCAUUGCAACCUUAUGACUCCAUCCAUUUCUCUUUCCCCCCUGCCCUCCUCAGAGCACCACGCUCCCCAGUUGACCCCUCUCGAGUCUCGUUCUUCCUUCCCCCAAUCUCAAAUACGCAGACUGGUGAAGUGGAUUUUUGCCAGGUGAAUUGGGCGGCGACGCUUGCCAUGUCGUUGCUGCACAGAGCCUUCCGGUACUUUGAAGGUCCCUUCUACAACCAGGAUCGGAGACAGAGGCUGUUGCAGAGUCUCUCCGCUGUACGAGCUGCGUGUGGUGGUUCUCCGCGGAACCGGCUUGCUGGGCUGGAUGCAUCCAGAUUCAUGGCCGUUGUUGCGGAGUUGGAGGACGGAAUCGACGAUGUCGAGUGCACAAGGCUCCGAGAGGUUGGUUCUCUCUUCGACGAUGUUUCUCAUCCUUGGUCAGUUAACAUUUUCGCCCCUGUCCCUGAGUUAGAAGAUGUUGUUCUUAGGCUAGAACGUAUUGCCCAUAUGAUUAAUCUGCAAACUCGUGUCUCAACCUCUGAAUUUGUCGGCGAUCUUCCGGGUCGACGUAAUGAGCGCCGUAACCCAGCAUAUACGGUGUUGUUGUUUGGGAGAGACGUGGAGAAGGAACAGAUAGUGCAGUGGUUGAUUGAAGAGCAUCAACCUGCCAGCAGAAACCAUCCCGCGGUCUCCGUAUUUGCAAUAGUAGGCAUGGCAGGCAUGGGCAAGACACAACUUGCUCAUCACGCUUAUACAGAUUCGAAGCGGUUCAAGCUGUACAAAUUACUAGCAGACCUACUAAAUGCCGGAACACGCUUGGUGCUGAUAAUAUCGGAGACAAGAAGAAACUUCUGCUUGUUCUGGAUGAUGUCUGGGAAGAUAAUAAUCUGGAUGAGUGGAAAUCAUUUGUCGGAUUCUCUGAAGGACUGCGAAGUUGGAAGCAGGAUCCUACUGACAACUCAAAUGCAAUCAGUAGCGGACAUGGCAGCAGAUGGCAUAGGAGUUGAAGCUGAAUGCCUGAAAUUGAGUGAACUGGACGAAGCUAACAAUUUCAACCUCUUCGAAAGCCAUUUGCCUUCAAACAUACGUGCUGACAAUGACAAUUAUGCCGAUCUUUCAUUGGUUGGUGAACAGAUUGCAAACCAGAUUGGUGGUUGCCCUCUACUAACAAUAAGAGUUGCUUUACAGUUGAGUCUCAAUAUGAACUCCCAAUACUGGAACACUGUUCUUCAAGAAGGCUGGCAGUACGUAUCAGGAUUUGACUUCCUUCUUGCUAGUUACAACCAUCUACCUCCAGAGUUACAAAAUUGCUUUAGAUAUUGUAGUAUAUUUCCAAAGGGACACAGAUUUGAUAAGUUGGAAUUGGUAAACAUGUGGAUUGGUUCUGGAUUGAUACCUCCCGAUCCAGUGGAAGUGAGGUUUUUCGAUGUGGGGGAACAAUUGAUACCUUCUAGAGUAAUGGAAAAAACUCAGAAAAGGGGUGCUGAUGGGCCGAAACAAUUGUUACCUCCAUGGGCCGAAACAAUUGUUACCUCCAAGUCCAUCAGGAAAAAUGAAUGUUCAUUUGGGGGAACAGUACUUCGAUGCAUUGGCAAAAAAAAUCAUUCUUUUGCUCUAUGA